GCCUAACUUCACGUGUUUCAUUUGAAAAAGUGAGAUUAAAAUGUUAGAAUUGUAACUAAUUAAUCUUUUAACGACUAUCUUUAGAAUAAAAUCCCACAAUGCACGUUUAUUCAUCACGAAGAAACAUUUUUCAAUCUACCGACUGACAGUUUUGACGUUUAACAAGCCGUGAUAAGUGCCUAACGUCAAGCGUAUUAUUCGAAAAAGUGUGGUUAGAAGUCACCAUUAUAAAUAAACAAAUUUCACACGCUUACAUUGUAUAACAAUGUCGAAAACCAUAACAUUCGUGACCGGCAACGCCAAAAAACUGGAAGAAGUCGUCCAGAUCCUAGGCGGCGACUUUCCCAGGCAACUAGUGAGCAAAAAACUGGAUUUGCCGGAGCUCCAAGGCGACAUCGACGACAUUUCCACGCUCAAAGCCAAAGAGGCCUACAGGCAAAUCGGGGGCCCCGUCAUAGUCGAAGACACCGCCCUCUGUUUCCAGUCCCUGAAGGGUCUACCGGGCCCCUACGUCAAGUGGUUCCUGGAGAAACUGGGCCCCGAGGGUCUACAUCGGAUGCUGCACGGAUACGAAGACAAAUCCGCCCGGGCCGUUUGCACGUUCGCCUAUCACGCGGGGCAAGACGGCGACGAGGUCGUCCUGUUUCAAGGUGUAACUGAGGGUUGUAUAGUGAGCCCCAGAGGUCCUAGGGACUUCGGUUGGGACCCCUGUUUCCAACCCAAGGGCUACGAUGUUACCUACGCCGAAAUGGAUAAAUCGGAGAAAAAUAAAAUAUCCCACAGGUACAAGGCCUUGGACGAAAUGCGACGGUAUUUCGCGCGGUAAAAUGAAACCAGGAUGUCUCAUAAAUAAACUUGUAUUUUCCAGUUUACGAUACAAAAAAUUUUUUUCAUACAUAAAUAUACAAUAAAUAGAUAGUAAUCGAAUAUAGUGAGUUUGUGUUUUUUACGAAGGCACGACUGUUUUGUUUAUUAUUUUUAAAGCUCUUACGAGAAAAAUCCACGUGGAAAAAUGUAUACAGGUUGUCCCGGAUUCGCUGCUCUGUACAAGGAUCUCUGCUAUUAUUUUAAUGUAUAGAU
Phyllotreta striolata is the source of this 1080-nucleotide messenger RNA. Lineage: Eukaryota; Metazoa; Arthropoda; Insecta; Coleoptera; Chrysomelidae. The record is from the annotation of a GenBank genome assembly.